UAUAAAGCACGCUACAUACAAUUUACAGAACUAUUUUUUUGUUGGGUCAACGGUGACGUCGGGGUUACCUUAGGCCACUACCAUAUGAAAAUGUCCCUGUCGGCUACCGUAGCUCAGUGACAACACGGCAAAGUACUUUGAGCGAAAUCCGCCAGCGGCUAAGCUGCUAGCUUUUGCUGAGAAGUAGCUAGCGCUCCAGUUUGUAGUGGAUGCGGACAGUCAGGCUGUGAUAAAGACAGUUGAUUGGAGUCCGUUCGUCUGUCCGGGACUUGAAACUUGUUGAGGAAUAUGAGGCUGAAGGAGAUCCAGAGGACUGCCCACCAAGCGUGGAGUCCAGCCGAACACCAUCCCAUCCACCUGGCCUUAGGAACAUCAGCACAGCAGCUCGAUGCCUCUUUCAACACCACAGCUGCCCUGGAGAUAUUUGAGGUGGAUUUCUCAGAUCCAUCUCUGGACAUGCAGCUCAAAGGGUCAUUACCCACCUCCAACAGGUUGCACAGUAUCGUAUGGGUGAAUUUUGGAAUGGGAGCAGACGGUACUGGAGGGAGACUGGUCGGUGGCAGUGAAAAUGGCACAUUAACUGUAUACAACCCAGAGGUCAUAAUGAGCGGCGGUGCAGAGGCAGUAGUGGGGCAGUCUGACAAACACACAGGACCCAUCCGAGCACUCGAUUUCAACCCUUUUCAGAGUAAUCUCCUCGCUUCAGGAGCAAAUGAUUCAGAGAUAUAUAUCUGGGAUCUGAACAACUUCAACAGUCCAAUGACACCAGGAGCAAAGACGCAGCCUGCUGAAGACAUCAGUGUUGUGUCCUGGAACAGGCAGGUUCAGCACAUCCUGGCCUCUGCCAACCCCAGUGGGAAAGCAGUCGUGUGGGAUCUGAGGAAGAACGAGCCCAUCAUCAAGAUCAGUGACCACAGCAACAGGAUGCACUGUUCAGGAAUGCUCUGGCACCCUGAUGUGGCCACUCAGUUGGUUUUGGCCUCUGAAGAUGACCGAAUGCCAGUCAUCCAGAUGUGGGACCUCCGUUUUGCCACUUCACCCCUUAAAGUCUUUGAGAACCACACAAGGGGGAUUCUGUCCAUAUCCUGGAGCCAGGCGGACUCUGAGCUCCUACUGAGUAGUGCUAAAGACAACAGGAUCCUCUGCUGGAAUCCAAACACCGGAGAGGUCAUCUAUGAGCUUCCAACAACAAACCAGUGGUGUUUUGAUGUCCAGUGGUGCCCCAGGAAUCCAGCCCUCCUUUCAGCCGCCUCCUUCGACGGCAGAAUCACUGUCUACUCUGUCAUGGGAGGAAGCUUGAAGACUCAGCAGCAAAGCACAGCUGAUAAGAUAUCCUCUUCAUUUGAUUCAAUGGACCCCUUUGGUACGGGACAGGAGCUCCCCCCCCUGCAAGUUCCUCAGCCUGCAGUGCAGGAAACCAUAGUUUCCCCUCUGAAGAAGCCACCUAAGUGGGUGCGCAGGCCUGUGGGCGCUUCCUUUGCUUUCGGUGGAAAGCUGAUAACCUUUGAGAAUCCCAAGCUGCCUCCGGUGCAGAGCCCCCAGCCCGUCUCUAGACAAGUGUUUAUGAGCCAGGUUACCACAGAGACGGAGUUCCUCCAGCGCUCCAGGGAGCUGCAGGCAGCGCUGCAGUCGGGCUCCUUCAACAACUACUGCCAGGCCAAGAUCCAGAGCGCCAAGUCUGACGCUGAGCAGGACAUAUGGAAGUUCCUUCUGGUGAACUUUGAGGAUGAAGCCCGCGUGAAAUUCCUCCGACUUUUGGGUUUUAGCAAAGAUGACCUGGAGAAGAAGAUUUCGAAAUGCCUGGGGAAGAGUUUUCAGCACAAUGGACACGGAGUGGAUGCCAAAGAUCUGGCAGAAAAGAUGCAGCGGCUCUCCACCGAGAGGUCUGAUGUGGCUACUGCUGGAGGUGACGCCAGAACUUCUGGUUCCGUUUCACCGGCAGACUUCUUUAGUCAGACUCCAAAGGAAAACUCCAAUUUCCAGAUCCCUGUAUCAUGUGACACCGAUGGUUUGAUAAGCCAGGCGCUGCUGGUCGGUAACUUUGAGGGCGCGGUGGACUUGUGUCUCAACGACGGCCGUUACGCUGAAGGCAUCCUCUUGUCCAUCAGCGGAGGAGAGGAGCUGCUCAAGAAAACUCAGCAAAAAUACCUAAGCAAGCAAAAGAACAGCAUUUCAAUGCUCAUAUCGUCAGUGGUGACCCAGAACUGGAGAGACAUAGUGCAAAGCUGUGAGUUAGAUAAUUGGAAGGAGGCUCUCGCUGCUCUGCUGACUUAUGCUCACCCUGAAGAUUUUGCCCGUCUGUGCGAUACCCUGGGAGGUAGGUUGGAGCAAGAUAGGACGGAGAAGCGCUGCCUGCAGGCCUGUCUGUGCUACAUCUGCUCUGGGAACAUUGAGAAGCUAGUGGAGUGCUGGGCCUUGCAUAGAGACUGCUCCUCCCCUCUUGGUCUAGAGGACCUGGUUGAAAAAGUAAUGAUGCUGCGUAAGUCAAUCGAACGCCUCCGCAACAGCGAGGUUGACAUCCAGAGCCCCAUCCUGGCCGAGAAGCUAACCUGCUACGCUGGCAUACUGGCUGCCGAGGGCAGUCUGGCCAUUGCCAUGACCUACCUGCCUGAGAACUCAGGCCAAGCUGGGAUCACAAUGCUGAAAGACAGGCUGUUCCACGCUCAGGAAGAGGCUGCCGUCGGACAGCACAGGCCAAACUCCCUCAACAGAGUCGAUGUGUCCACAGCCAAGCCCACUCCUGCUGCUCACACUCCUACACCAAAAGCACAAAAUCUGAGUCAUUACCAGCCCUCUGCUCCUUCCCAGGCUGCCCAACAGCAGCCUCCUAUGCCGUCGUUUUUCACACCACAAGCUCCAACCAACACCGGGCCUGGUCUGCCGCCUUUUUCUCAUGUACUGCCGCCCAGUGCAACCCGCCCAGCCCUGAGGCCUCCCUACCCUCAACAUCCUGCUUCGGCUCCAGGUUUCCUUCCUCGUCAGCCAUUCCAGCCUCAGCCUAUGGCCGUCGGGGGACCCUCAGGCUUCCCUCCUACAGGUCCUUCCAUGCCAGCUCCUAACUUAUCAGGACCUCGGCUCCCACCUCCGUCAUCGACCCCUGGAGGCCUGUUCACCAUGCCCAGCCCCGGGGUGCCACCGACAAGCUUCAUGCCGUCUACCUCUUCACCCACGGGCCCCAUGCCACCCGGCUCCCAGCCCGGAGCCCCAGUUCCCAUGUACCCAGGGACCCUCCACAACCAGGGGCCUGCGCCCCUCAUGGCGUCCGGUCCCUAUGCCCCUCUCGGAUCGGGGUACCCACAGGGAGGCCCCGGAGCUCCUGCUGUGAAGCCCUUCUCGGCCCCAGCUGUUGCUCCUCCUCCUACAGGACCCCAAGAAGGCUGGAACGACCCACCAGCAGUACGAGGUGGACCCAGAAAGAAGAAGCUCCCUGAUAACUACACCCCACCAGCCCCCAUCACUGCCCCUGUGAUGGGAUUCCCCGUGGAGGCUCCUCAGCCCCGUGCCCAAGUGCCCCCCGGAGCCCCCCAGGAGCCCAGCGUGCAGCUUCUCCAGCAGCUGCCAGCAGAGAGGGUGGAGCAGAAAGAAAUCCCCGCUGAACACGUGGUCCUCAAAUCCACCUUUGACAGCCUGGUGCAGCGCUGCCAGCUCGCAGCGGGAGACCCACAAACAAAAAGGAAACUUGAUGAUGCCGCCAAACGUUUGGGAUACCUGUACGACAAGCUGAGAGAGCAGUCGCUCUCUCACAACAUUCUGAACGGGCUCCACGAGAUCAGCCGCUGUGUGGCGAGCCAGAACUACCAGCGGGGUCUGGAGGUCCACACCCAGGUGGUCAGCAGCAGCAACUUCAGCGAGAUCUCCGCCUUCAUGCCCAUCCUCAAAGUGGUCAUGACCAUCGCCAACAAGCUGGGCGUCUAACCCCUGGAAGGGGGGGAGGGGAGCACCACCAACUAGACUUCAGUGUUAUCAUAUUGUUAUAUAUGUAUUUAUUUCUUUUUGACCUGAUGAUGAUGAUGAGAAUAACUACUGAUGAUAUUGCAGAUUGUGGUCUUCAUGACUCCAUAUUCCUUCCUGGUGGCUGAUUUGGGCAGUGAGGUGGAUUUUUGUAGAGAGUUGUCCAUGUUGCUGUGGUGAUUUUACCAUAAAAUGAAUGUAUUCUGAAAGUUGUGAUUCUGUAAAUUCAACGGUUUGGUGUAAUAUACAAAGUUUGAAUCAAG
Molecule: messenger RNA, 4214 nt
Organism: Anarrhichthys ocellatus (wolf-eel)
Lineage: Eukaryota; Metazoa; Chordata; Actinopteri; Perciformes; Anarhichadidae
Gene: sec31b
Product: SEC31 homolog B, COPII coat complex component
Exons: 25
Coding region: 289-3915 (1208 amino acids)
Biological process (GO): COPII-coated vesicle cargo loading; endoplasmic reticulum organization; endoplasmic reticulum to Golgi vesicle-mediated transport
Cellular component (GO): COPII vesicle coat; endoplasmic reticulum exit site
Molecular function (GO): structural molecule activity; protein binding
Source: RefSeq, a predicted model, not a curated record